AAAAAAAGGUGGCACGAAGAUUCCAAGUCUAAGCGAGUUGGAUGGAGAAGCGCGUGUUGGCGUCGGAUGACUUACGCGACCGCUCGAGUUCGACCUCGUGGAUAUCCUCCCGUUCGUUUGUCCCCUCUUCCGCGAUUCCCUCGAACCGGACGAUUCCUCUCCGCUCCCUUUUCUUCACCUCCGUUCAAAAAAAAAGACGACGACGACGGGAGGGAUGAUAGAGCCAGCGGCGAUGGGCUCGGAGGUGGGGUUGGCGUUGCAGCUCUGCGCCAUGCGGACCGUCGGCGGCUUCGUGAAGGAUGCGGCGACGGAGAGCGCCGGCAGGGCGGCUAGGCUGGUGGAGUCCAUCAAGAUCUUGGAGGAGGAGAAGCGCAAGAUCGAAGCUUUCCAGCGCGAGCUCCCUCUCUGCAUGCAUCUCCUCGGCGAGGUGAUCGACGGAUUGAAGAAGGAGACGGAGCGAUGCGGCGGCGGGUGUUUCGGGCGUGUUCUCCAGGAGUUGUUACCCGUGGAGAGUAGAGUCGAGGAGGAUGGAGAGGUAAAAGUAGACGACAAGAUGAACUGGAUGAGCUCCGCCCAGCUCUGGAGCGAUAACUACGGCGAGAACGACAUCAGUCACGAGAAUCACGAGGAGGGACGCAGGCAGGGGAAGGAGAACUUGUUCUUGGAAUGCAAGAGCCCCGGCGGCGACGGCGCUUUCUUACCGUUUGAAGCGCUGUCGACGGUUUCUGCGAGCUCCGAGGAGAAGAAGCCUGCCGCCGCGUUGCCCGACCGCCGUGGCUGCGGUCGCGGCCCCAAAAGCGUCGGCAGAGCACCGGAGUCGUCUCCAGCUCCAGCGACGGUGUGCGGCCGCCUCGGCUUCCAGUCCCAGCAUCAGCCGUCGAGGAAGGCGAGGAGGUGUUGGUCGCAGGAGCUGCAUCGGCGGUUCACGGUCGCCAUCCAACAGCUCGGCGGUGCCCAAGUGGCUACUCCCAAGCAGAUACGGGAAGUGAUGAAGGUGGAGGGGCUCACAAACGAUGAGGUGAAAAGCCAUCUGCAGAAAUAUCGAUUGCACGCUGGAAAGCUGCCUAAUGCUUCUUCAGCCAUGGCGAGUCCACCGGGUGCGGUGGGAGGUUCAUCAUGCGUCCGGCUUCAGCAGCAAUGCAUCAGUCCUCCUCCACAGCAGAGCGUUUCGCCUUCUGGUUCUCUCUCCACAGAGCCCUCUUCAGCUGGUUAGCUCUAUCCGAGCCCCGUCGAUCGCUGCCGGAGAUAGAUAGCUUCGAGGAAGAUGGCAAACGAAGUAAUUUAUUUGAAGUGAGGCCUCCUUUAGGCGAAGAUACCGACCGGCAUAACAUAGAGAGGUGGAAUUUUGCAGGUGAGGUCGUUUGACUCCUCGGUUCUCUUUUGCUUAAUUUUGGGUUCGGACAAUGAAGGCAUCGAGUAGAGUGUUUAGUUUCUUUUCUGAUGAAGAUUUCGAUCGUCAUCAUCAAAAGAAAGAUCACCAGAACUAUAUGAAUGAAUACUGCUGGAAUGGAAUCAUCUCGUCAUUUAUUAUUAUUAUUAUUAUUAUUAUUAUGAAUGAAGUGAAGAGAAGGAAAAAAAACAAGGUCUAUACGACUGGUGCAUUGCUUACUGUGGCAUGUAAAUGAGACGACGACAUAAGAAGACGAGGAUUGUCGCCGGACCAGAUGUGAAGUGCUCAGUGCUCCGAGAACUCGCUUGUCAUGCGGCUGGAACACCGAAGCAAGCGCAUUGAUUUGGCCGACAAUAUCUUCUU
Musa acuminata subsp. malaccensis (wild Malaysian banana) is the source of this 1753-nucleotide messenger RNA. RefSeq names its product transcription factor HHO2-like. Gene Ontology annotation, biological process: regulation of DNA-templated transcription. Gene Ontology annotation, molecular function: DNA-binding transcription factor activity; DNA binding. The record is from RefSeq and is a predicted model, not a curated record. NCBI's taxonomy places the organism in Eukaryota, Viridiplantae, Streptophyta, Magnoliopsida, Zingiberales, Musaceae.